This is a messenger RNA of Melanotaenia boesemani (Boeseman's rainbowfish), 1335 nucleotides long. It is a transcript of the gene nots, whose product is annotated as nothepsin. The transcript has 9 exons. Gene Ontology annotation, biological process: proteolysis. NCBI's taxonomy places the organism in Eukaryota, Metazoa, Chordata, Actinopteri, Atheriniformes, Melanotaeniidae. Bases 51 to 1268 code for a protein of 405 amino acids. The record is from RefSeq and is a predicted model, not a curated record. Gene Ontology annotation, molecular function: aspartic-type endopeptidase activity.
CCUCCAGCACAUCUGCCAAGCAGCAGUCUGACACACGGCCACAGAUCAACAUGAUGAGGCUGCUGAUCCUGCUGCUGUUGCCAUGGACGAGCUCAGCGCUGGUCAGGGUCCCUCUGAAACGGGUACCUUCGAUUCGUACCCAGCUUCGAGCCGAAGGGCAGCUAGAGGAGUUCCUGAAAGAUCACCGUCCCGACAUCUUCAACCGGCGCUAUGCUCAGUGCUUCCCACCCGGCACGCAGUCGCUCAGGCUCGGACGCUCCAGCGAGAAGAUCUACAACUUCAUGGAUGCUCAGUAUUUCGGGGAGAUCAGUUUAGGAACUCCAGUGCAGAACUUCUCAGUGAUAUUUGACACUGGAUCAGCGGAUCUCUGGGUGCCGUCUUCCUACUGCAUCAGUCAGGCCUGUGCAUUACACAGGCAGUUUAAAGCUUUUGAGUCAACCUCUUUCCACCAUGACGGGCGAACAUUUGGGAUCCACUAUGGAUCAGGACACCUCCUGGGAGUCAUGGGCAGAGACACGCUGAAGAUUGGGGAUCUGGUUGCCUUGAACCAAGAGUUCGGGGAGUCCGUGUACGAACCUGGGGCUACGUUCGUGACAGCAAAGUUUGAUGGUGUUCUGGGACUGGCCUACCCAACCCUUGCAGAGAUCCUUGGAAACCCUGUUUUUGACAACAUGAUGGCACAGAAAAUAGUGGAUGAGCCUGUCUUCUCCUUCUUCCUCACCAGGAGAACAAGUACCAGCAACCCAGAAGGAGAGCUGUUGCUAGGUGGAAAAGAUGAAUCAUUGUACACUGGACCAAUCAACUGGUUGCCUGUGACUUCUAAGGGAUACUGGCAGAUCAAGAUGGACAGUUUGGCUGUGCAGGGUGUAAGCUCUUUUUGCCCGAAUGGAUGCCAGGCAAUUGUUGACACGGGAACUUCCCUUAUUGCCGGGCCGACCAAUGAAAUCCUCAGUCUUCAACAGCUGAUUGGAGCCACACCAACAAACUUCGGAGAGUUUCUCAUUGACUGUGCCAGGUUGUCCAGUUUGCCUCAUGUGACUUUUGUCCUGGGUGGAAAUGACUACACACUGACAUCUGAGCAUUAUGUUAGAAAGGAGAUGCUGGGCGGCAGGGAGCUGUGUUUCAGUGGUUUCAUGUCUGUGGACAUCAUUUCCCCCGAAGGUCCUCUGUGGAUUCUGGGAGACGUAUUUCUGACUGAGUACUACAGCAUCUUCGACAAAGGACAGGACAGAGUGGGCUUUGCCCGUGCCAAACAUCCCAUUGAAUAAUAACCAACUAGUUAUAUAGCAGUUUGAUCAAUAUGUUUUGAGCAAUUAAAAAGCAUUUAUAAUCCUU